This is a messenger RNA of Penicillium arizonense, 1314 nucleotides long. RefSeq lists its product as uncharacterized. Gene Ontology annotation, biological process: regulation of transcription by RNA polymerase II. Lineage: Eukaryota; Fungi; Ascomycota; Eurotiomycetes; Eurotiales; Aspergillaceae. The record is from RefSeq and is a predicted model, not a curated record. The transcript is spliced from 3 exons. The coding region runs from base 1 to 1314 and encodes 437 amino acids. Gene Ontology annotation, cellular component: nucleus.
AUGUAUGACUCGGAUGAUGCCUACAAUAGGUCGCCAGGGUUAGAGGCGACAAAGGUCAAUUAUGGAGACAAUCCAUCACCACCGCCAUUUGUCCCAACCGACCCCAAAGAUGGCGCGACGGGUCCCCGUAAGCCCGCGCCAGAGAAUCAGACCUCAACCCGUGAGGGCGACCGAGUGCUGAUGGGGUUUCUAGCACCGAACCACCCCGAAAUCGCCAUCUCUGCUAGGGACACUCCGCUGGAUUUAGAUCGCAAAAGUCAAAAGCCACCGUCAGACUUUGAUCCCAGGAAAUUAAAUCCUUUAAAUCCUUUCGCAAAGACUGAGAAGGAGAUCACGGAAAAGCCGGCCCUGGCUCCGAUCCCAGAGAAAGAGGAAUUGAGAAAACGCCUUCCGUCAAUCAGUGAACGUGCGGCGGAAUUGCCUUUCAGCAAAACACCCCCAGAGAUCAAGUCCCGACUGCCAUCAUUACAACCGAUCCAAGCAUCGCCAGGGUCCUGCGCAAACUCCCCAGAAAGCAGUCAAACCCUACCUUCAAUCCGCGAAACGCUCAGUGCAUUGACAGACUUUGGCCCACACCCUCCACACCCGUCACGUCCAUUUUCAUCAUGUCCGACAUCAACAACAUCAGGGAACGACUCUCCUUACGAUCGACCAUUCCCGGCCAAGUUUCCCAUUCCCGCGAGUCCUUACUCUCACUACUCGCCCGUGAGCAUGAAAGACUCCUCUACCAACCCUUCUCCGGCCUCGCAUGGGGCUUUCUGGCGAGGUCCCACUCAGACCGAUAUUCUAACAGCUCCAACCCCGUAUGAGGCUUCUCCAAUGACAGCCACGAGUCCUACCAGCUAUCCUACACCGACUGAACAGGUUGGGACAGGAAUGAGUGAUCGUGUCUCACUCGCUGCGUCGACUCCUCAGGCCAAUGGGGGGCCGACCGGUAGUUACAAGUGCACCCAUCCGGGGUGUACUGCCGCACCUUUCCAAACACAAUAUCUCCUUAACUCCCACGCCAAUGUGCACUCCCAAGAUCGACCCCAUUUCUGCCCAGUAGAAGGCUGCCCACGCGCCCUCGGAGGUAAAGGCUUCAAACGCAAAAAUGAAAUGAUGCGCCACGGUCUCGUCCACAACUCUCCGGGCUACGUGUGUCCCUUCUGUCCAGACCAACAACAUAAAUACCCUCGACCCGACAAUCUUCAACGACAUGUCCGUGUACACCACGUCGACAAGAACAAAGACGAUCCAAUUCUGAGACAGGUUCUCGCCCAAAGGCCUAUUGGCAGUGCCCGUGGCCGAAAGCGAAGGAUGAACAAUACUUGA